CUUGGAGUCACCCUGAAUCAUCACGGAUUCUUCGUGCCCAUGGCGCCUCGUGCAGAUGACGUUCAGACAGUGGCUUCAGGUUUGUUGACGGCUGGUGUGUCGACUCUGUGUGAUAGCAAGUUGGGAAGAUAUGCCAUUGGCACUGCCUGCUUGGCUGCAGCAUACAACUUCCUUCUGACACCGAAGCAACAGAAGACCAAAGAGCACUUCGACAACCGGUCCAGCCGCUUCAAAGCACUGCAGCAGAAACACUUUCCUCCAGGAUUUCCUAAUACUUGGCAUGCGGUUUGCAAUGCAGCAGAUCUGACCGAUGGACAAGUGAAGAGUAUCAGCGCAUUGGGAACCGAACUGGUGGCCUUCCGGGGCGCUGACGGCAAGGCUGCAGUGCUGGAUGCCUUCUGUCCCCACAUGGGCGCACACUUGGGAUUUGGUGGCCAGGUGGUGGGCAACACUAUCCAGUGCCCCUUUCACGGCUGGUCCUUUGACGGAAGUGGAACAUGUCACCGGAUUCCGUACACCACCCGCUUGACGGAGGAAGUGAAAGAAGGUGCCAAAAUCAAAGCCUACGAGACGCGAGAACUCCUGGGGCGAAUCUUCAUUUGGUUUGAUGCUGAAGGACGACCACCACAGUGGGACUUGGCAGCGGGACUGGACUUGGAGGAAGCCGUGACGCGCGGUGAUUGUUACCCCGUGGCAAUGCGGUGCAGCAUCUUCCACCAGCACUGCUGUGAAAUGCACAUGAACAGUGCUGAUCCGUUCCAUUUUCAAACGCUGCACGCGCCACUGCCCAUUCCAGGACUAGGACGCUUCAUCAAAGGCAUUCAUCGGAUUCGCACCAUCUACGGCGAAGGGGAGAUUCGUGGCAAGGUGGAAAAGCAUCAGCAUUUGACGCUUUUUAAAGAGAAGACGAUGGGUCUCUACUUAUUUGGCAAGAAGCGAUGGCCGGUGCCUUUCUCCGCCACUGUGGCACAACUCAUUGACACCGUAGUCACCUUCGAGGGUCCCAAUAUGAUGCACUUCAAGUUGAUCACCCCCUUGGGGACCAUCCGACAAAUCAAGACCAUUCUGCCCAUUGAACCCUUCAAACAACAAGUGGAGAUGUAUUGGUAUGCUGAGAAGAGCGUUCCUCGGAUUAUCGCCUACUUGCUCAGCCUGAUAGGAAAAGUGGCCCUGGAACAGGACUUGGAGGUUUGGGAGAACAAACUCUACUGGAAAGAGCCCGUACUGGUGGAGGGCGAUGGCCCGUUCCAAGAGUUUUUUGAUUGGUACGGCCAAUUUUACUCGCAAAGUUCCUCACAGGUUGGUCGCCACCAACUGGAGUGGUAGUUUGGCCUUCUUCAGGACGACAUGGUACGACGGUGUGAGAACAAAUGCGUUCAACGAGUAUGGUUUAAUUGGUGAUGUGUUCAGAAGCAGGGAAAAGCU
Molecule: messenger RNA, 1425 nt
Organism: Cladocopium goreaui
Lineage: Eukaryota; Dinophyceae; Suessiales; Symbiodiniaceae
Source: the annotation of a GenBank genome assembly